Molecule: messenger RNA, 414 nt
Organism: Fulvia fulva
Lineage: Eukaryota; Fungi; Ascomycota; Dothideomycetes; Mycosphaerellales; Mycosphaerellaceae
Product: Transcription elongation factor 1
Exons: 4
Coding region: 1-414 (137 amino acids)
Biological process (GO): transcription elongation by RNA polymerase II
Cellular component (GO): transcription elongation factor complex
Molecular function (GO): RNA polymerase II complex binding
Source: RefSeq, a predicted model, not a curated record
AUGGGAAAACGAAAGAAGUCCUCGCGCGGUCCCGUCAAGAAGCAGCGCGAAGUCCUUGCGACCAACUUCAAAUGCGUCUUCUGCAACCACGAGACGUCGGUCGGCGUCAAGAUCGAUAAGAAGGCAGGCGUUGGCAACUUGCACUGCAAGUCAUGCCUCCAGAACUUCCAGACAGGCGUGAACUACCUCUCCCAGCCUGUUGAUGUCUAUGCCGACUGGAUCGAUGCCUGCGACGCCGUCGCAAAGGAGACUGCCGGGACCAGCACCGCAGCUCCAGCCUCUGCGCAUCGCCAACCACAACAACCACAUUCGCGAGCAGGACCAGCACCAGGCGAGAAAUACACUGCUGAAGAUGAUGGAUUCAUAGACGAUGACGAUGCGGAUGGAGAGGCAGACCUUGCAGAUGAAGAUUGA